Messenger RNA from Drosophila takahashii, 2020 nucleotides. RefSeq names its product CCR4-NOT transcription complex subunit 10 (gene Not10). Gene Ontology annotation, biological process: mRNA catabolic process; negative regulation of translation. Gene Ontology annotation, cellular component: CCR4-NOT complex. NCBI's taxonomy places the organism in Eukaryota, Metazoa, Arthropoda, Insecta, Diptera, Drosophilidae. Gene Ontology annotation, molecular function: protein binding. The record is from RefSeq and is a predicted model, not a curated record.
GUCAUCUGUGGAUUGGAUUCGGUUUUUUUGUUUUUAUUUAUUUUUGGCAUGGACUCGGCGGAAUCUCCCACCAAAACGCAGGCCGGCGAGGACGAGAACUACAGUCUGCUGUGCCAGGCGCACGAGCAGUUCAACAACUCCGAGUUCGAUCGCUGCCUGGAGCUGCUCCAGGAGCUGGAGACGCGUGGCGAGAGCAGCGGUCCCGUCCUGCGGCACAACCGGGCUGUGGUCAGCUACCACAAGACCGGGUGCACCCAACACUCCGUCCUGCUCAAGGAACUGGAGGCCCUAACGGCCGAUGCCGAUGCACCGGGCGAGGCGUCCAGCGGCCUGAGCCUCAAGCAGGGAGCCGCCGCCGCCACCGUGGCCCGGUACAAUCGGGCGGUCAUCUACUACCACCGCCACAUGUUCGGAACGGCGCUGGAGAAGCUGGCUCCUCUAGUUGCCCGCCUGGAAGCUCUGGAGAAGGCGAUGGCGGCGCUGGUGGCCACACUGCAGCUCCAGCUGCUGCUGGCCACGAAUCAACUGAACCGUGCCGAGGCCUUCCUGGACUAUUUGCAGUACAAGCUCAACCUGGUGGCCACGGCGCCCAGUAGCAAUCCAACCGAGGAGCCGGCUGCCGUUGCCUCGGCUUCUCCGCCGGCGGCAACGCCCAGUUCAGUGGUGGCCACACCAGGAGGAGCAGUUGUGGAGGGUCCAGUGCCGGGUCUAGGCGGUAGCCUGCAGCUUUUGCAGCUCAUAACGCUCGUGCUCAACAGAAAACCUGUGGUCAUCCAGGAGGACGGCACGCCGGAGUACGCUGCUCUGAAGGCACAGCAGUACUACAUAAUGAAGGACUUCCAAAUGGCCGCCAAGCAGCUGAUGCGCAUCAAUAACGAAUGCACCCAGGCGGGCACUGUAACCCCGCAGCUGAGCACUUGCAUCGCCAACAACAUGGGAGUGAUCCACUUGAGAGUGCGCCACUAUGCCAUCGCCGCCAAGUUCUUCCAGAAUGCCCUGAACUUCGACCAGCAGCUGGCGCGGAACUUGCGACAGAGCACGCUGCAAACCAUGAGCUCGGCGCGGUCUUGCGAGAUCCUCUACAACCUGGGCGUGGCCAUGCUGCACCUGCGCCGCCCCAAGGAGGCUUUCCAGUGCUUCCUGGUGCCCGUCAAGCAGUUUCACAGCAAUCCACGUCUCUGGUUGCGGAUGGCCGAGGCCUGCAUCAUGGAACACGAGGCGAAACUCGUGGAGGAGGAACGCCAGACGCAGGCAGGAUCCUCGCCUUCAACAAAGCCAUACGCUCCCCAGUCCGCGGGAGUGCCGGAGCCCACCCUGGAGUUCGCUGCCUUGUGCCUACGUAGCGCUCUGACCCUAACGCAGAACUACAAGACGAGGUUCCACCUGACGGUUUCAUCGGAGGAUGUCGAGACACCCGAACCCAAGGACCCGACUCAGGAGUCUUGGCGUCAUCCGCAGGACAAUAACUUCUGCAAUCCCUCCAAGCCCGUCAGCCUUGAGUCGCUGGAGAAAAUGAUGGCCGCCAUAUAUGCGGCGCACAGCUUCGUAUCGCUGCGUCUGGGCGACGAUGUGACGGCGCUUGAGAUGGCGGAGCAGCUGCUGGCCUGUGAACGUCUCUCCGAUGCGCACAAAUUGCUGGGUCACAUGUACGCUGGCGAGGCAUUGAUGUUGAUGGACAAGGCGGCCGAAGCACGCGACCAUUUGGACCCCACCUUUGUGGGCACACUGAACGCUUUCGAUUUUGAGACGCGUGACUGGCAACUGAAGUCGGUGGACGCCGCCCAGAACGUGGUGCGUUACAAUCUGGCUGUAGCCAUGGCCCUACAGAACGACCUGCCUCAAGCGAAAGCACUCCUCGCCAACCUAAGCCACUCGUUGGUGAGCAGCAAGGCGUUGGCUUUGCGACGUUUUAUAGACCUAAAGAUGGGUGCCCUUCCUGGCGGGACGCCCAGUUAGACAACAAAUUUUGUAAAUACUUAGACGGAAUUAAAGAACGAGAUUGAAGUGACGAGGAAGCCAA